AUAAUUUAAUAUUUUGAUUGGUUUGCUUGGAAUUGUUGGAUUUGUGUGCGGGGAGUUGAAUAAAAACAUUUUGCUUCGUUCCCAUAGAAAAAAUUAAGAAACCUAUUCAACCAAGACGAUGGUGCAGGCAUCAGCAAGCUUUCUUGCGACUCCCCCCCCUCGCAUGGUUGUCCACUGUUGGGCAUAGAAAAAGGUUGCAUGGUUCCUCACGGUUCACGCUAUCACAAUCAUAGUUGCCUUCCACCACCAUAAACGCAAUCGAACCGUCUUCUCUAUCGCAACCGACCGUCUGCGUGAUUCUUACGGGCAAAUUUCUGUUAAUCAAGUCUCAAACUGUUAUGUUUCGUUUUCGCCGGCGGGAGACGAAAAGCCCCCAGAGAGGGCUCGCGACGUUUACAACACGCCCUGGAAAUCUAUUCGCAAAACAAUAAAAAAAAAUUCUAUUUGACCUGACGGAAUUGUUUUUUAAAAAUGUCUGAAGAAUUUGGCAGGCAUAUUUUGAGAAAAUGCAUUGCCCAAAUUUGCCAAGUAAUAGGAUGGAAUUCCAUACACUCCACUCCUCUUGAGAUUUUAACAGACCUCCUUCAGCAAUACAUACAAGGGAUCGCCCGGCUUAGCAACAACUAUGCCGCUUUGUACGGUCAAACUGAACCGAACUUGGAUCACCUCGGGUUGGCAUUCAGCGAUAUCAAGAUAUCAAUAAAUGAUCUUCAAGAAUACGUUAAAUUUAUAGAUACAACAUGUGUCGCUGAAAUCCCCGUGUAUCCCAUACCCAGGGAAUCACAUCUUAACAUGCUAAAACCUGGUAGUAGAGAGGUAGUCACUAGACCUGUUCAUAUCCAUGAACACCUUCCACCGAUGCACCCACAGCUUGAAGAUGCUAACAUAGAGGAUUAUUCCAAUUCCAAUACAAAAGAAUCACAACUUGCGAAUGAAGCACAACCUAUGGAUUCAAGUUCUCCUCUUGCUAGUCCAAAAACUGGGGUGUUUAAACGACCAGGAGACCCACUUUCCUCUGACGGAAGUUCAAACAAAAGAAGGUCGGUUUUGAUGGAUGAUGAAAUAAGGCCAUUACGUGAAAUCAGUAGUGUAAUGAUGACAACCUCAGGCUUCCUCUCACCUGCCCGAGAAGGCAAACUACCCGAAGCGAGAACGAUUUCCAUUCCGAUAGAACAUGAAAAUGAAAAACCGGCCAGCAUUCCAGAAUCUCACCCACCAUCCUCAUCACCCCAAAAAGUCACUAGCGUAUCGCCUCCCGAAGCAAAGGUUGAAAAGAAGAAGAAACAUAAAUCAUGUGAUAGCAGUAAAAAGAUAGACAAGGAAAAUAAAAGUAAAGAGGAGAAUUUGCCUUAUUCCCCUCCAAAAGAAGAUGAAUCCAAAAUUAAAAAGGUAUCUACUAGUGUGAAAGAAAUGAAGGCUUUGAAAGCAGGAGCUGUUAAAGUUCAAAGUUCGACUUCUAGUAAGAAUGAUAAAAAGAAAAUCAAACAGCAGUCGUCACCAAGCCUUCAGUCUACACCGGUAAGUUCUCGUACCAACAAAGCUAAAAGUCCAAAAAGGGAAAAGCAGUCAUUUUCACCUACUUUCAAAGAUUUAAUAGAUACGGAUAGCAAUACAUUUGAUGAAAAGUUGCCAUCUGAGCCAGACAAGCAAAAGCUCAAUAUAUUUAAAAAGAUAUCUAAAGUCAAAGAAGAGCAUGAUGAGAAUAAAACUGAUAUAGACAGUAUGCAUGAGUUCAGAAGAAUAGCACUAGAUAAAACCAUUGAAGCUGUUACUCAAAAAAGUAGAAAAGCUGAACCCAAAACUGUUGAUACCAAUGCCACAUUAGACGCUGAACCCAAUAAAAAAGGACUACUUUCAUCGUCAUCAUUUCUAAAUAACAGCGUUGAAGUCACUGUGUCUAACGUCACAGCACCUCGGACACCUGAUAUACCUAAAACAUCAGAACACAAAAAGAAGAAGAAAGACAAACAUAAAGAGACGCAGGAUAGAGAAAAAUACGUGAGCAGUCCAAAGUCAACACACUUCUAUGAUGAUUUACCCAAUAAAGUGAAAACACCGGAUGUCGAUAUGAAUGUCGAAUCGAUGUUGAUGCCGUACCAUUUCUACAAUUUUCCACCAGGGCCAGGGUUAAUCCCGUAUAAUCCCCUUAUACCGCAAAUGCCGAUGCAAAUGUAUCCUAAAAACCCCAUGUCCCCAUUUGCGAAUACACUGACAAAAGAUAUUCCUCAUCUUCCACCAUCACUUACAAUAACUCCUGUUAAUCCCCCAGCGCCUACAGUUUCCUCAACUAACACGCUGUCCUCCAAUACACCUUCGCCAACAGCCAAGGUAAAUUCAGCACCGUUGACUAGUAUACAAACUCCCUUUUCGGUUGAAAAUAACAAAACACUCACCCCUUCUGCACCAUCAAGCAGUUCAUCAAAAGUGGCGUUAUCAACUUCUCCUUCACCACAGAAACAGAAGAAAUCACAUGGAAAAGAAAAAAAACUGAAAAACAAAUUGAAAAAGAAGAAGAAUAAAAAGGAAAAAAAUAAAUCCAAAGAUAAGAGUGAACGGAAAAAGUCAAAGCUUGAAAAGAAGGAUAAAAACAAAGAAAAGAGUAAACAGAAAAAAGAAAAGAAGGAGAAAAAGGAAAAGAAGAAAGAGAAGAAAGACAAAAAGGAGAAAAAGAAAGAUAAAGAGCAAAAGGAAAAUAAAGGUGACGGUGCUGCUCCAUUACCAAAAAUUACAGUUAAACUUGUAGGCUCGUCUGCGUCUGCUCAAACACCUCCACCAGAAACUUCUCACAGAAAAAUUUUUAUCAAACCUGUUGUUAAAAAGGAUGAACCGAAUAAUCCUCUUGUAAUGAAUACUCCAGAAAACUCAGUUGUGAAGCAAAAGCCAAAUAAAUCAAAACACUCAGGUAUUGUAAGUCAUGCUGAAGAUGAGGUCACAAAUACGCCUUCUAGUCAUAACACUCCUCAGCCAUCAUUUCAACCACUUGCACCCGAUCCAAAACCGGACAACGUUGAUGUUUACAAGGUUUGGAUCUGCCCUGCUUGCCGGGGUCCUGAUGAUGGGAGCCCAAUGAUUGCAUGUGAUUCUUGUGACAUGUGGUUCCACUGGACUUGUGUCGGAAUUCAGGAAGCUCCAGAAAGCGAUUGGUAUUGUCAAAAAUGUUUGAUCAAGAAUGAUGAAUUAAUAGAAAAAAAGAAGAAGCAUAAAAAAAAGAAGAGUCAACUAAAUAGUUAAUAUAUUUAUAUAGUUGUACAAAAUAAUUGUAUAUAUAUAUAUACUUUUUUAUGGUUGCAAUUUAUUACUGUUAUGACUGGAAAGCAGAAGGUAAUUUUAUUUUUGUAAUGGAUGUAGAGAAAUGUUCUUUUUUACAUUGUCUUAUACUUAAAGUAGUCUCUUAUUUAUUUUAAAAAUUUCUAUAAGAUAAAAGAUUACUGAAUGAUAGUUAACAUUAUAGCACAAUUUAACAAAUUAUUAUGUGGAUAUUUUAAUUAAUUGCAUUUUGCAGUGAUAAGUACAAUUAUGGUUUUCAUUUAGCUUCCUAAUUACACUUAACAUCUUCAAAAUAUCAACCAUGAAAAAGUCCUUCUCUUGAUCAUUGUUGAUUUUAUUUAAUUUUUAUAAAUAUUUGGUAAUUUUUAUUUUUAUUGUAUAAACAAAACAGUCAUUGAUGUAUAUUUGCAAAUGCAUAAUAUACUUUUGAAGAACAAUUUAAAAAAAUCAAUUAGAUUGUUUCACAUACAAUUAAAAAUUAUAUGUGUGAAUUUUAUUACAAUUGAUUAUUUUCUAUUUCAUAUUAAAAAUUAACUGUAUAAAGACCUGAGGUUUUAAGUGUAAUAAUCAUUAAAAUAAAUAAUAAAAUUGGGAAGAAAUAAAAGGCAGGUUUUGCAGUUAGCUCCAGUAUUUUUUGAACCUAGUUAGUAUAAAGUGCUAACAUAAACACAUUGUAAAUAAAUUUAGAACCUAAUUGCCAAAUGUAAUAUUUAAUGCCUUAAUUGAGCAUGUCGAUAAAAUUUGUGAAUAUUUUACUUUCAUCUAUUUGUAAAUAAAAGUAUUUUCUACAAAACA
Molecule: messenger RNA, 4062 nt
Organism: Cimex lectularius (bed bug)
Lineage: Eukaryota; Metazoa; Arthropoda; Insecta; Hemiptera; Cimicidae
Gene: Taf3
Product: transcription initiation factor TFIID subunit 3
Exons: 11
Coding region: 472-3231 (919 amino acids)
Cellular component (GO): transcription factor TFIID complex
Molecular function (GO): protein heterodimerization activity
Source: RefSeq, a predicted model, not a curated record